Molecule: messenger RNA, 2499 nt
Organism: Anopheles marshallii
Lineage: Eukaryota; Metazoa; Arthropoda; Insecta; Diptera; Culicidae
Gene: Hrd3
Product: protein sel-1 homolog 1
Exons: 4
Coding region: 1-2499 (832 amino acids)
Biological process (GO): ERAD pathway
Cellular component (GO): endoplasmic reticulum membrane
Molecular function (GO): protein binding
Source: RefSeq, a predicted model, not a curated record
AUGUGGCUGGGCGGUAGAUGUUAUGCCCUCGCGGCACUGCUGCUAAUCUCGUACGGUGUACCGUGGUGUGUGCGGGCAUCGAACGUUGACAAGGUAAAGUUGCAAGCCCAGUCCCCACAGGACGACAGCGAGGGUGAAAGUAAGGCACCGCCCGGUAACGAGCGGGUGGUGGAGAAUGUUGCGACCAACCAGCGCAAGUCGGCCGAAGGGCUAAUAAAGUUGGAAGAGGAGCAGAAGGUUCCGGGCAGCAUCGACCAGGAGCAACAUCCCUGGGAAAAGAUGGACCUGGACACGAUCAAGCUGGUGCAGAUAACGGAUUUGAGCAAGGAGAAGGAUAGCAAGAAGAUUCCGAGCGUGCUGUACGACAUACUGGAGGUGCAGAAGGUGAUGAUACAGAACAUCGUGAACGAGAUCGAGGAGAUCGAGCAGCAGCAGCAGGGUAGGCAAAGUGCGGAAUUGGUACCACCGAGCGAGGAGGCUACCGAGACGCUCAAAGUCUACGAGUGGGCACUCAGAGAGCUGAACAGGACACGGGUAGACCGUUUGCUCGGCCACAGACUAAUGGUGGAAGCGGCAGGUAGAGGACAUCCACUGGCCCGAAGCCACGUCGCCUGGGCCCAGCUGCUCGGAAGUCCGGUCGCGCUGGAUAUUGAGGCAGCGAAGCAAACGUUUCUCGAACUGGCCGAAGAAGGCCUUCCGGAUGCGCAGAUGGGGCUCGGGUUUAUGCACGCGGCCGGCAUCGGAUUUAACGUCAGCCAGGGGAAGGCACUGCUCUACUACACGCUGGCGGCGGCUGGUGAAAACUCCUGGGCUCAGAUGGCACUUGGCUACCGGUAUUGGGCCGGCGUUGGUGUGCCAAAUAGCUGCGAAACGGCCCUUGAAUAUUACCGCAAGGUGGCAACAAAGGUAGCUUCGCAGGUUACAUUUUCCGGCGGUGCCGCCGUACAUCGGAUCCGUCUGCUGGACGAGGUGGACAAUUCCGGACCUAGCUCCGGCAUCCUCGAUAACGAUCUGAUUGACUACUAUCAACUGCUGGCGGACAAGGGUGACGUGCAGGCGCAGGUUGGACUGGGUCAACUCCACUAUCAGGGUGGACGGGGUAUACCGCUUGACCAUCAGCGGGCGCUACAAUACUUUAGCCAUGCGGCCAAUGCCGGUAAUGCGGUUGCGAUGGCAUUCUUGGGUAAAAUCUACCUGGAAGGCAGCGACAACAUCAAGGCAGACAACGAGACGGCGAUUAAGUACUUCAAAAAAGCGGCCGAUCUAGGCAAUCCGGUUGGCCAGAGCGGGCUCGGCAUCAUGUAUCUGCAUGGUAAGGGUGUACGGAAGGAUACGAUGAAGGCUCUCAAAUACUUCGCCAAGGCAGCGGAUCAGGGUUGGGUCGAUGGACAGCUCCAGCUGGGAAAUAUGUACUACAGUGGAAUCGGUGUUCAGCGGGAUUUUAAGCUGGCAAUUAAAUACUUCAGCCUGGCGUCCCAAUCUGGCCACGUGCUAGCAUUCUACAAUCUGGGCCAGAUGCAUGCGAUCGGACUCGGUAUGAUACGGUCUUGCCCGACCGCGGUCGAACUGUUCAAGAAUGUCGCGGAACGCGGCAAAUGGGCGGAUCGGUUAAUGUCCGGCUACCAGGACUAUAGAUCGUACCGAUUCGAGGAAUCGUUCAUGCAGUACGCGCUACUAUCGGAGAUGGGUUAUGAGGUGGCCCAGAGCAAUGCCGGCUUUCUGCUCGACCGGGAAGAAGUGAACCUAUUCAAGGAUCGUGGCGAGGAGCUUGUGCGUGCCCUCCAGUACUGGGGUCGUGCCGCUGCCCAGGGCUAUUCGGCGGCACAGGUUAAACUCGGCGACUAUCACUACUACGGGAUGGGCACACUGAUAGAUUACGAGAUGGCCGCAUCUCACUACCGAAUGGCUUCCGAGCAGCAAAACAAUGCACAGGCCAUGUUCAACCUGGGAUACAUGCACGAGCAAGGUUUGGGCAUGAAGAAGGACAUCCAUCUUGCUAAGCGGUGCUACGAUCUGGCCGCGGAUUCCAGCGUCGAUGCGAAGGUUCCCGUCACGCUAGCGCUCAUCAAGCUGCAGCUUCUCUUCAAGCUUGAAUCACUCAAAGAGACACCGUUGAAAAUAAUUUUCAACUUGGAUGAAAAUAUUGCCUCCAACUGGGACCUGUAUCUGAUCACGGUCAUAACGAUACUGUGCGGUGCAGGACUUUACUUCCGACGCCCCGUACCCGCACCGAUACCAACACCACCAAACGCAACCAAUACUGAAGCGCGACCAACAAGGACGGAAAGCAAUGCUCCUACCGUGCCGGUUUCCUCUACCACAGCCACUACUUCUACUGCUCCUAAUACGGCAACUGAUAGUAAUGCUACUACCACCGACACUACAAAUGCUGGUGAGAGCGAACUAAACCACCCAGACAGUGCAGAAACCGCAGAAACGAGGGCAAACCGCAAUAAUGAGCCUCGUGCAGAUUCCACGUUAAAUGAAAACGUUGACUAG